Molecule: messenger RNA, 2015 nt
Organism: Rattus rattus (black rat)
Lineage: Eukaryota; Metazoa; Chordata; Mammalia; Rodentia; Muridae
Gene: Tmem109
Product: transmembrane protein 109
Exons: 4
Coding region: 199-930 (243 amino acids)
Biological process (GO): cellular response to gamma radiation; intrinsic apoptotic signaling pathway in response to DNA damage by p53 class mediator
Source: RefSeq, a predicted model, not a curated record
GCAAUGGAGCGAGCAGAGCGCAUGCGUCCACGGUGCUUGCUCCAGCAGCAGCCUUGCCUGCCAGUCUCCCCAGUCUGCCGCCCCGCGCAUGCGCAGACUAUAAACCAACUCCCAGGGGAGUUGAGGCGCUGGUUUGGUGGCGCGUUUUCUAGCGAAGUCCCACGUGAAGGAUAGCGGUGGCCGGAGCAGGAUACAAACAUGGCAGGCGCACACAGCAAUCCAUUAUGGAGCAGGCAUCUGUUCAAAGCUGUCCUAAUGGUCCUAGGGGCCCUUCUCCUCGUCCACUCAGCAUCAGCCCAGACUCAUCGAGAGUUUGCCUCACCUGGCCAACAGAAGAGGGAGUCCUCAGCUGAUAUUCUGACCGAGAUUGGCCGAUCUCUGAAGGAGACGUUGGAUACCUGGCUGGGGCCAGAGACCAUGCACGUGAUUUCAGAGACCCUGCUGCAGGUGAUGUGGGCCAUCUCAUCAGCCAUCUCUGUGGCCUGCUUUGCCCUGUCUGGGAUUGCUGCCCAGUUGCUGAGUGCCCUGGGGCUGGAUGGCGAACAACUCACCCAGGCCUUGAAGCUCAGCCCUAGCCAAGUCCAGACCCUUCUACUGUGGGGAGCAGCAGCACUGGUCAUCUACUGGUUGCUGUCCCUGCUCCUAGGCUUGGUCUUGGCCUUGCUAGGACGGAUCCUGGGGGGUCUGAAGCUUGUCCUCUUCGUGGCUGGCUUUGUGGGCCUGGUGAGGUCGGUGCCCGACCCAUCGACCCGGGCCUUGCUGCUCUUGGCCUUGCUAACUGUCUUUGCCUUGCUGAGUCGGCUCACUGGCUCCAGGAGCUCGGGGACCCACCUAGAAGCCAAGGUGAGAGGGCUGGAGCGCCAGAUAGAAGAGCUUCGAGGGAGGCAGAGGCGAGCAGCCAAGAUACCCAGGAGCAUGGAGGAAGAAUGACAAGGGUGUCCCAAAGUGACACCCUCACCGUACCAAAGAGCUGAGCUGCCUCUGGGUCUCAUGGCCCUCCUUGCAGCACCCCCCCUCUCCCUUCCCAGCCCUUUCCUUGCCUUGUGUUGGAACCCUUCACACCCUUACCCCUGCGCUAGCCCCUAGCUGAGAGAAGAGAACCUGUCCUCUGCCAGGUGCUCAGUCAAGGGGUGGCUCCCAGCCUGCCUCCCCCAGGGCGGGUUGGAGAGACCUCAGCCCUGGCUUCUGCUCUCAGCCAGCACCACUGCCACUGAUCUCCCGUGAUAUCAACCUUCUGCUGCCUGGCUUCCUUUCAAAAGGCCUUCCCAGGCUGACCACACCCUCAGCUCCUUUCUUCUUACUCCUGGCCACACUACCAUCCCUAGUCCCUUGAGGCCCUUAUGUCUCCCUCACUGCACAGCAGUGGGAAGGGGAAGGAGAUUUGAGACCUGAGGAUAAGGGAGGAGGAAACGGUCUGGAGGCCUGUGCACCUAUGUUCUGUUACAAGUGCCUUAACAGGAGUCAGUAGCACCCUCCAGUUGUCCCUUGCCACACUGAAUAUAGGAAAGUGUGCUAUGGCUACUUUGUGUUCAGAGUGAGCUGUCCUUUGCAGAAUCCCCACUCCAGCAAACAAAGCAAAGGCUGGGGCCCUGCUGUAGGGAAAUCUCCCUUGGGGAUUUCAGGAACCUUGAAAAGGACAGGAGGACCUGCUGUCUUGCAGUUUUACUCCUGUCCACUCUGCCAUCCAGGAGCAACCCUUGGUCAGUGUUGUGUCCCAGUAGCUGUGAAGGGCAAGGUCUUGCCCUGAUCUGUUCUGCAGGGCUAGGAGGGAGCCUGGCACUAACCCCUCUUCACCAGGGCACUUGCUCACUCUUGGCCUUGGCCUUUAUGGCCCUGGUGGAGGGAGGUGUCCUAUGCCAGGUCCAGCACAAGAUGUGAAAAAUAAAUGUCUAUUCUUAUUGAUAAGGUUUGAUGUGGAAUCACGGCUGCAGUGAUAUAUUUUUAUCAGCGCUUGGUGGUUUUAAAAAAAGUGCAUGCUAUUUUAUUAUCUUCUGAAUAAAAUGUAUUUACUCAAA